This is a messenger RNA of Penicillium odoratum, 573 nucleotides long. RefSeq lists its product as uncharacterized. The coding region runs from base 1 to 573 and encodes 190 amino acids. Lineage: Eukaryota; Fungi; Ascomycota; Eurotiomycetes; Eurotiales; Aspergillaceae. The transcript is spliced from 2 exons. The record is from RefSeq and is a predicted model, not a curated record.
AUGCUGGAUCUUUUAAAGAGCCUACUUACUCUACGAUGGUCCGAUAGAGUUCAGAACGGACGCACCCAUCAAGAAGCCACAGAAGACACAAUUAUUCACCUUUCACUAACUGGACAGGCUAACGAUUUCCACCAGAGCAUUCAAAUCCUCCGAGAAGAUGGUCUACUGGGUACAGAUCGCAACAUUUACUAUGCAGGUCCACGAACUAUUGGGAUUGAAGCUGCCCCUUCCGGACAAGGGAUCACUACUAAUUUGACCAGGGAGGAAGUCUUUCAACUUCCACAUACACGAAUGCUGGAUGCUACUUUGGAUGCUCGGGAUCUUGCUCGGUAUGUUCAGCUUUCUACUGUUACUUCUGCUGCUGGAGCUUAUGAGAGAUUGGCAAGGAUGGUAGAUCCGGAAACUUUGAAUCCGGCGCAUUUUAGAGUUCAUAUUGCGCUUCCUCCGUCGGAUAUCCAGUACGGGAAUCCUACUGAUGCUGCGACUUUUGCCUCGUUGCCUCGGCAGACGUUAUUGUUCUUCCUUGUGCCCAUUGGUUUUGUGCGCAUGUGCUACUUCGUGGUUGGGGGAUAA